Molecule: messenger RNA, 1131 nt
Organism: Pogona vitticeps (central bearded dragon)
Lineage: Eukaryota; Metazoa; Chordata; Lepidosauria; Squamata; Agamidae
Gene: P2RY4
Product: pyrimidinergic receptor P2Y4
Biological process (GO): G protein-coupled receptor signaling pathway; transepithelial chloride transport
Cellular component (GO): plasma membrane
Molecular function (GO): G protein-coupled UTP receptor activity; G protein-coupled purinergic nucleotide receptor activity
Source: RefSeq, a predicted model, not a curated record
AUGACGCUUCCAGACCUUGCCUUCACCGCCAUAUCAAGCUCCCGGGUAGCAGAGAAUGGCACCGGUGGCCCCAUGGAAGAGACGUGCAUCUUCAACGAGGAGUUCAAGUUCAUCCUUCUGCCGGUCUCCUACGGGGCCGUCUGCGUGGUGGGGCUGCUCCUCAACUCCUGCUCCCUGUGGCUGUUUCUCUUCAGGAUGAGGCCCUGGAAUGCCACCACCACGUACAUGUUCAACCUGGCCGUCUCCGACACCCUCUACGUCCUCUCCCUCCCCACGCUGGUCUACUACUAUGCUGACCGCAACAACUGGCCGUUUGGCGAAUGGCUGUGCAAGAUUGUGCGCUUCCUUUUCUAUGCCAACCUCUACAGCAGCAUUCUCUUCCUCGCCUGCAUCAGCAUCCACCGUUACAUUGGGAUUUGCCACCCCAUCCGUUCCCUCAGGUGGGUCAAAACCAGGCACGCUCGCUUGGUGUGCCUUGGCGUGUGGCUGGUGGUGACCCUCUGCCUCAUCCCCAACCUGGUCUUUGUGACCAUCAGUGUCAAGGGCAACAACACCCUCUGCCAUGAUACAACAAAACCUGAGGAGUUUGACCAUUAUGUCCACUAUAGCUCAGCCGUGAUGGCCCUUCUCUUUGGCAUUCCCUUCCUGGUGGUCGUGGUGUGCUACUGCUUGAUGGCUAAGCGGCUGUGGAGCCCGCAGCCUCUUGGGGGCUCCCGCCAGACUCUUCCCUCUUACAAGAGACGCUCCAUCAAGAUGAUCCUGGUGGUGCUCUCGGUGUUCGCCAUCAGCUUUGUGCCUUUCCACAUUACACGGACCAUCUACUAUGCCUCUCGGCAUCUCAAAGCCAGCUGUUACACACUCAACAUUGUCAAUGUCACCUACAAGAUAACCCGGCCUUUAGCCAGCGCCAACAGCUGCAUAGACCCUGUCCUGUACUUCUUGGCUGGUGACAUGUACAGAGGGCGGCUGCAUCGGGCUCUGUUCAAAAUGCCUAAAUCCAAGCAGGCAUUGUCCACUUCGACAGUUGUGUCCCAAUUUAGGGAGAGCAGUCUACCUGCUCAGAGAAGAAACAGCUUCUGCCUGAGAGGAAUCAGCAGCCAUGCCCAAAACAGUCGGGGAGAAAGCAGGUGA